GCAGCCUGACAGCAGCAGAGACAUUUCUGAUUCCAGACUGAGCCAUGGAUCCUGAAGCCAACGAUACGAUAGAGCUGGCAGCGCUUGGACGGCCUUUCAGUCUCGGGAUGCUGUAUGAUUGUCGGCGAGAUUUACUGGUCCCAGGUAUGACUUUAUGGGACCGUGAUGCGCUGGAAAAGGGUAUACGAGAGAGACCCCAACCCAACAGUGAAUUUGAGAUAGUUGCAUCUGAAUCGAUUGAGGACAAAUCUUCAGCAUUAAAUGUCCAAGCCUCCCUGAAGGCCAGUUUCUUGGGUAGACUAAUAGAGGUUGAAGGGUCUGCCAAAUACCUAAAUGACAGUAAGAUUUCCAAAAACGAGGCCAGAGUGACACUCAAAUACAAAAAUACAACCAAGUUUCAGGAACUGUCAAUGAAUCAUCUUGGAAGUGGCAAUAUGAAACAUCAAUACGUUUUUGAUAAAGGAAUGGCAACACAUGUAGUCACAGGUAUCCUUUAUGGGGCACAAGCCUUCUUUGUUUUUCACCGUGAGUUAACAGAAAAAGAGGACCAUCAAGACAUUGAGGGCAGUCUGAAGGUGAUGAUCAAAAAGAUUCCCACACUUGCUAUAGAGGUUGAAGGUUCCCUGCAAAUGAGUGAAACAGACAUUUCAAAAGUUCAAAGAUUCUCCUGCAAAUUCCAUGGUGACUUUAACCUUCAGAAGAAUCCUGUGUCCUUUCAGGAUGCAAUAGAAGUCUACCAGAGUCUUCCAAAAUUACUGGGAGCAAAUGGAGAAAAUGCCGUGCCAGUCAAGGUCUGGCUGAUGCCCCUGAAAAGUUUAGAUUCUGCUGCAGCUCAAAUUGUCCGUCAGAUAAGUAUUAGAUUAGUGAUGGAGGCACAGAGCAUCCUGGAGGACUUCAAUGAGUUAGAAAUGAGGUGCAAUGAUGCAAUAAAAAACAGCACAACCCAACAAUUCCCACAGAUUGGGAAAAAGCUAAAAACCUUUAAAGAAUUGUUCUCUGAGUACAAGCUGGAAUUCCAGAGGACCCUGGCAAAGAAACUUCCAUCAAUCCGGGGAGGAGGAGAAGAGGAGGCUGUGCUUGCAGAGGUGUUGAAAAAGAGACAUUCUUCUCCAUUCAACAACAAAAACCUGAGUGAGUGGAUGAGUUGUAAAGAGAGAGAAAUAAACAUCUUAAAAUCACUCACUGACAUGAUGAAAAACACCAAGAUUGUCACAUCUCGAUAUGCACUCGAUCAAGAAAUCCUCAGUGCUGAGCAUGCUGUGUGCUUUGCUUUCACCUCACUGAAGGAUGAUGAACCAUACCUCUCAGCUUUAUUAAAAUACUUACAGGAAACACCUCAAACAAAGAGUCUACAAGACAUCACUUAUCAGACUUAUGAUGUAGAGAAGGCUCAGUGGUACUUUCCACAGGAGGUGAUGGAUGCUGUGAGGCAAAAAGCAAAGCUCUUCAUUGAUUUUUCAGAGACUAACAUUGACAACGAAAACAUAAGAUUCCUGACAGCAGGUAUAAAAAAUGAGAAGCCAAAAGGAGCAAGCAUUCACCUUUAUAAAGAAGGUUCUUUCACUCCUGAGAACUUUGAGCCUCCUUCAAAGCCUGAAAAACCAGCAGUAAGGGACACGACCCACAACAGUGUGACAGUGAAGAUUUCCCCACCAGGAUUCGGAGCAGAAAACAUCACCCACUACUCUGUUGAGUACUGUGUCAGUGGAGAAGAUGACUGGCAGCAAAUGAAAGUAUUGACAGCUGGAGAAGUCACAGUGUCCAGUCUGACUCCUAACACAGAGUACUUGUUCAGAUGCAGAGCAGUGUGCUCAGUUGGAAAAGGGCCAGCUAGUGAUGUCAGUGGUCCCAUUACAACCUUACCCACUAGUCCUCCUGGAGAACCUCAAGCUGAACCAAAUUCAAAUGAGCUGUCAGUUAGCUGGGAGAAACCUGCUGAGAUUGGUAAAGGUGUCAACAUUAUGAGCUACAUUGUAGAGUAUGCAAAAACAGCUCCUGGGGUUAAACAUGAAGAACUUGAAUGGAACCAAAUGGUUUCACAAAAUGAAAAGGCCAUUAUAUCUGGGCUUAAGCCAGAGACAGAGUACGCUGUCAGGGUCAGAUGUGAUUGUGGUGUAGCUGGUAGAAGCAAGGAAAGCAACACAGUUAAUGUGUGGACAAAAAAACAAGUGCACCUCGCAGAAUUGCUCAGAUGUACCAGCAAACUUAUCAAUUCUGAAACACCUGCACUUUACAAGCUACCUCUGAAGAAAGAGGAUAUGGAUAUAAGUGGAUGCACAAGGUACAGUUUGGGAGAAGAAAGCUUGAAAUUAAAUCUCACAAUAAUGGUUUUUGGAUCAAUUGGAUCAGAAAAGUCCACUCUCAUCAAUGGAAUGAUCAAUUACAUUGUUGGUGUAGAGUGGAAUGACAGUUUUAGAUUCAAAUUAAUUGAUGAGGGUCAGUUGAGAUCACAAGUCACUGUGUACAAAAUCAACCAUCAAGAAGGAUUCAAAAUCCCAUAUUCCUUGACCAUAGUUGACACUCCAGACUUUCCGGCAAUAAUGAGUAUAUUUGGUUUCGCAGAUGAAACAAUUUGGUGUGGCGCAAGCACAGAGCUGGAAGACCUGAUGCGGCGGCUCUUCGCCUCUAGUAAUUUAGCCAGUGAAAUUGAUGUGCUGUGUUUUGUGACCAGAGCAACAGAUCCAAAACGAUCAACCUCAUAUACACGUUUGUAUAUGUUUGAAUUGAUGCUCUCCAUUUUUGGCAAAGAUGUGGCAGAGAACAUUUGGACUAUGCUGACAUUUGCAGAUGGCCAAGAGCCACCAGUUCUUGAGGAUAUCAGUGCUUCAUGUCGCACAUUACCUAAAACAAGCAAGGGUCAGCCAAUUCACUUCACUUUUAACAAUUGGGCUUUUUUUUCAGCCAAGAAACCAUCAGCAGAACACAGUGAAGCUCAUGAUGAUGAUGAUGAUGAUGAUGAUAGUGGUUUUGAUGAACUCUUUUGGUACAUGAAUACUAAAAAUAUGAAGAAGUUCUUUGCUGAUUUGGCCAUCAAGAAGUAGGUCCUCGAAGAAUGAAAGCAGUUUGAAAAUUGGCUCAGGCAAUUCAAAAAUGGAUUAGUUAAGCUUGAGGAGAAUAUAAGGAUGGAGGAAGAAAUUUUCAGUCUUCAGUUUUAAGUCGUGUAAUCUUGAUUCUGCAUUUUUUUUUUUAAUUUUUAUUUUUUUUUACAUUUACUACGAAGUAACACUGCAGAAAACUUUUGGCUACUAACAUUAGUACUAGGUAGAACAAGAUUGGAUGGCAUGCCUGCUUGAAAUAGGCGGUGAAAUAAACUCAAACCAAACACAUACGCACACACAUACACACACACACACACACGGUGGAUGAUGGGGCAGUUAAGCAAGUUUUUUUUGUGUUUGUUGCUUCCAGUGUGACAAAGAUACUUAUGUCUUCUGCAUGAGAAGUGUCAGAGAAAACUGGGUGAUGGAACACAGCAAAUGAUAGCCUCUUCAUGCUUGAUUCAAUUAAAAUUCUGGUGAAAUACUGCAAGGCACAACACAUUUUACUAUAGCCAUAUAAUAUGCAUUAUAUAUAUAUUAUAUAUAAAAAUGUAUCAGAGCUAAGUUUGUAUCAAUACUGGUUAUCAUCUAAAUAGGCUGCCUUUAAUCUACCUUUAUUGUUUUCAGCAAAGUAUGAUAAUGACUGGGCAUAAUUAGAGGAAAUGCAAUGAAAAAUUCAGAUUUUUGUUGUGAUAUCUGUGUCUUAAAGAACCUUCACUAUAUCAUUUAUUUGUUGUUGAACACAGUGUUGAUAAAAACACACCCACUAGUAUUCCUCUCCGCCCACCUCAGCGCACUGCAUGUAACCAAAAUGACAUGAUAUAAGAAAUCAUUUGUCCCAAGUGCUAUAAUGAUUUUAAUCAGAUACUGGGAAAGAUGGUACCAUUUAAGACUUUUUUCAACAUUUGUACACCUUCCUUAUGUCAUGUUUUCAGUUUUGCUUGUUUGUUACCUUUUUAUCUUCCUUCACUAUUAGGAAGAAUGUUUGUAUUUUAGGAAGGUAAUGCACAGGGCUAUCUGUUGAUAUGUCUCUUAUGUCUUCCAGUGGCCUUCUAUGUCUUUUAAAUUGUGAAGCCAAAGGCAUUUUCACUUGAAUGACAGUAAAAACUUGUAUUUGUAUU
Messenger RNA from Myripristis murdjan (pinecone soldierfish), 4159 nucleotides. Its product is annotated as stonustoxin subunit alpha-like. The transcript is spliced from 3 exons. Gene Ontology annotation, molecular function: protein binding. Lineage: Eukaryota; Metazoa; Chordata; Actinopteri; Holocentriformes; Holocentridae. The coding region runs from base 45 to 3041 and encodes 998 amino acids. The record is from RefSeq and is a predicted model, not a curated record.